Molecule: messenger RNA, 803 nt
Organism: Malus domestica (apple)
Lineage: Eukaryota; Viridiplantae; Streptophyta; Magnoliopsida; Rosales; Rosaceae
Product: ubiquitin-conjugating enzyme E2 1-like
Source: RefSeq, a predicted model, not a curated record
CCAUUCCUACCUUUUCUUUCUUUAUUAAUUUCGAAAAAAUAUCAGCAAAAAAAAACAUAAAAUAAAAGGCAUCCAAAAUCUGUGCCUCUUUUGCUUUACUAUAUAUUCUGCGACCUACCGAGCUUCUGGUCCGCAAGGACGCAAAGCUCCGCGAUUUGCAUCUGAGAUGGCGUCGUCGGCGCAACUCCGGCUCAUGUCCGAUCUCAGAACCAUCAUCAACGAGCCCCCCGAGGGUUGCAGCGCCAGCCCUCUGUCUGAUGACAAUCUGAUGGUGUGGAGCGCCACCAUAUUCGGGCCUGAUGAGACCCCAUGGGAAGGUGGUGUUUUUAGCUUGAGGUUGACAUUUAGUGAACGUUAUCCCGAAAAGCCGCCUCGGGUUCGUUUCACCUCCGAAAUUUUCCAUCCAAAUGUUUAUCGUGAUGGUUCACUGUGCAUGGAUAUAAUUCAGGAUGCAUGGUCACCAUGCCACAAUGUAUCUACGAUUUUGACGUCUGUUCAAUCACUUCUCACUGAUCCAAACGCUGCAAGUCCAGCAAACCCUGAUGCUGCUCACAUGUAUCAGCAUGAUAUACAAGCUUACAACAAGAGGGUACGCCGUUGUGCUCGUCAUUCCAUUGAGUCUUUGCAGUAGCACUUUGAAAUUAUUAUUCGUGUCUACUUUUUUAACACUUUUGGAGAAGGCUUUGUUUUUGCUUUAUGCCUAUCCGCAGCUCGUGUAUCUCGCUCUUAUGGUUGAAUGUAAUCUUAUAUACACUAUUUAAAGUUGACGUCAAUAUAACACAUAAAGUCAUGUUUAAAUUUCA